UAUACGUGUACGGUGUGUACAGUUGGUAAGGCCGUUGCUAGCCCCAGUUUCCGGCAUGAUAAUGAAUGCGAAAGCGUUUUCUUACUUUUCCACGCGGACUCGUUUUUCCAAGAACUUUUCUUUUAUCAAAUAGCAACAAACUACUAGCAUCAGGCAGGAUCUGAUGGUUUCGGUUUGGAUCAGAACGGCGACUCCGAUAAACGUUACCAUCAAGCUGUUGCGUUUUAAAUUCUAAAAAAACUUAUUUUCUUGUGGAAUAUGUUGUGAUGUGCGGACUUCAGCGGAAGCAUGGCUGCCUUUUUGAUGAUGUGGAUGUUAACUUCACAGAACGCUAAAAGGAUACGCUAACUUCGCAGUGUGUUACAUAAUGCGGUCGGAACUACGUAUUAAACCUGCUCCAUUAAAACCCAAGAGUGGGAGUGCAUCUGAACGUAGCAGAUAAAGAACGGCCGACUCCAGCCCGAAAUGCGACGGGCCGCCCCGCAAAAGCCCAACAUUUUACCGGGAAUCACAUGUGCCGGCCGUGACUCUGAUUUAAGCUGGCCAGCGUUCCAAAGCUCUUCCCAGGCACAGCUGUUGCCUUGCUCCAAGUGCGGUAGGACUUUCCUUCCGGAAAGGGUGAAGAUCCACGAGAAGAUGUGUCCGGCCGGAAGGGAGCCGGACAGUCGAAGGGGUCAGCCUGGUGUGAGAGCACGAUCAAGAACGGAAUCCAGAGAAGCCAGGGAUGAUAGUGGAGGCCUCUCGAAAUCUUGGGGUGGGUCAAUUUGUCAGGAAGACGACAGCCAACCUUCCCGACCAGGCACAGCAACUUUGAUCAGACCGAGUACGGUGACUCUGAAACAGCGUGACCAAGUUACCAUUGAUGACGAAGAGUACCAGGUCCCGGAUGAAAGUAUUUCCAACCAGCACCUUCAAACAGACAACUCUUCUACCAUCUCACUGGACAGAAGUGUGGUGCAUCGAGUAGCGAAAUCUCGUCCCAAAAGUGCAAAGAGGGGGCGCCAGACAAAUACCUUACCGCUAUCUUCUCAGCUGGGCACUCCAUCCUCGCAGGCCAGUGGUUCCGUUUCCUCUCGGACCGCUGCUUCUCCCCUGCAACCGAGACCCCCUUCCAAUCCCCGACCAACGCCACCUCCUACCGCUACCUCGAAAUUAGCUCCCAUUAAAGGGGCAGGCAAACCUGUCACUGUCGUCUGUUAUAUCUGCGGUAGAGAAUUUGGCACGAAGUCGAUAUCAAUUCACGAGCCCCAGUGCCUCGAAAAGUGGAAGAUACAGAACAGCCAGCUGCCUAAGCAUCUGCGCCGUCCCGUGCCGAGAAAGCCCCAGGAUCUUGGUUCGGUUCACUCCAAUUCCCCUGGUUCUGAUCUUAGUGGAUACAAUCAGGCAGCGUACCAAGCAGCAAACUCUCAGCUGCUUCCUUGCGGGAAUUGCGGUCGCACAUUUGCACCGGAUCGCCUACCGGUCCAUGAGCGUUCGUGUGGCCGUCCUAAGACAACUACUAUCAGGUCUCGCAACAGCAUGGCAUCAUCUUCGACUUUUGGAAGUCCUAAUGGACGUCCAAGUGCCAACAGCACCGCCAAACCUCGCACACUGAUCUGCUACAUCUGCGGUCGAGAGUUCGGCACCAAGUCGCUUCCCAUCCAUGAGCCCCAGUGUCUCCAAAAGUGGCACAUGCAAAACCAACAGCUGCCGAAGGAGCUCAGGCGGCCGCCGCCAAGGAAGCCCGAGGUUAUCGGAUCGCAGGUUGGUCGAUCUUCCGGGGAGGCUAUGAACGAGGCUGCCUGGCAAGCGCACCUGACGAACCUUGUCCCGUGCGAUAGCUGUGGACGGACAUUUUCGGCAGACAGGAUUGGGAAGCAUGCUGCAUCUUGUCAGGUUAGAAAUCAAGGAAAGGAAAGGAGUACUGGAACCCAGAGGUCAACUUUGGGAAGUGUAAAACAGAUGCAGAUGUCCAAGCCUUACCCAGCGGUCAGGCGCCCUCAGACCGUCAUAUGUUAUAUCUGCAGCAGGGAGUUCGGGACCAAGUCCAUCUCAAUUCACGAACCGCAGUGCUUAAAGAAAUGGGCGCUGGAAAACGAGCGUCUUCCCAAAGAGUUGAGGAGACCGCCACCGGUCAAGCCACAGGAGAGGGUGAUCAAAGGAGGGUCUGGGGUGUACAGUGUGGAGCAGAUGAACGAAGCAGCGUGGCAGGCGUCCCAGGCCAACCUCGUACCUUGUGAGACGUGCGGGCGGACCUUCCUUCCAGACCGCCUGAUUGUUCACAAGAAAUCGUGCAAGCCCAAGAACUGACCAUGAAGAGUGUCAGGAGUCCGUGGAAAGCAACUCUUGGAUGUCGCGAUUAAGUCAGUCCAUGCAUGCUAGGCCGUACCUGAAAACACGCCUCCUCGCACUGGCAUCUUGGGAGUUCCAGCAUAGCCUUUGACUGUGGGGAGCCGUGGACAAUGACUUUUGGCUUGUAGCCUGUACAUUUGUCUCACCAGUCUUUGAUUAGAUGAAAUUUUAUAUACAGUGCCAUGCUAUGUAUUUAAGCAAACUGAAAUAUGUGUAUAUAUCAGCCAUAGUUUCUAGAGAGAUCUAUUUUAGAUGACGUUCUACUGAUGUGUUCACGAAAUUCAGGCUUUACCGUGAUUAGUAAACAUAAAAGCGGUUCAGUGUUGAA
This is a messenger RNA of Acanthaster planci (crown-of-thorns starfish), 2659 nucleotides long. RefSeq names its product zinc finger protein 474-like. Lineage: Eukaryota; Metazoa; Echinodermata; Asteroidea; Valvatida; Acanthasteridae. The record is from RefSeq and is a predicted model, not a curated record.